This is a messenger RNA of Cetraspora pellucida, 1362 nucleotides long. Lineage: Eukaryota; Fungi; Glomeromycota; Glomeromycetes; Diversisporales; Gigasporaceae. The record is from the annotation of a GenBank genome assembly.
AUGUCUUCAAUCGCGGUAGAAAAAGCAUCGUUAACAAAUGGCAUUUCAACACUAAAUAAAUCGAAACGAAAAGGUAAUAGAACACCUGCCAAUGAAGAUGUACAAGAAAAUGUAACGAUAAUACAAUUGGGAUCGCGGAAUAAAACCAAAAAGGGCAAAAACAAGGAAUUGAACAAUUCUAGCGGUGUGAGAGUUAAGUCCCGUGUCAUUAGGCAACGGUCACUUGUGAAUAAAGCAAAUGGUACUUCGAGAAAUCGAAGAAAGUUGAACAGAGCGGCUGUUAGUGAUAUAGAAAAUACCAAUUCAGACACAACACCCGAAGAGGUUCUCAGGGAUGAACGGAUAGAAAGUUCAUCAGACGGUUCACAUGAAUUUGAUAAAAAUGAUGAAAAUAAAGUAAAUUUUGCUUUGAAAUUAACUCCUGAGGAAGCUGAUACAUCUAAAACACGACCAGAUCAUAGUGAUAAAGCAAAGUUUGAAAAUGCCAAAAUUAAAGCCGAAGAGACAAAAGAACCUCGAGAGAGAACCAUCAUAGAUGCUGAGGAUCAACACCAGGCAUUUGCUAUGAGCGACCCUACACUGGAAGCAAUCCGGUUCGGGGAAUGGGAAAUUGAACCUUGGUGUGCAUCCUCUUAUGAAAUGGAGUAUAUCGCAAAUUCACUAGUAUAUGUUUGCGAAUUUUGUUUAAAGUACAUGAGAAGUGAAUUUAUUGCUGAUCGACACAAGAUGAAAUGUCCGGUGCGCCAUCCCCCUGGUGAUGAAAUAUAUCGAGAUGGUCCUAUUUCGAUUUUUGAAGUUGAUGGACGAAAGAAUAAGAUAUAUUGCCAAAACCUUUGCCUUUUUGCAAAAAUGUUCAUCGCUCACAAGACUCUAUUUUUUGACGUAGAGCCUUUUCUUUUCUAUGUGAUGACAGAAACAAAUGAUACCGGAUGUCAUUUUGUUGGCUAUUUUUCUAAAGAAAAACGUUCACAAGGAAAUCACAAUGUUUCUUGUAUUCUGAUACUUCCAAUUCAUCAAAGAAAGGGUUAUGGGAAUCUUUUAAUAGAAUUUAGUUACUUGCUUACUAAGAGAGAAAAUAAAAUAGGCUCCCCUGAAAAGCCUUUAUCCAAAUCUGGGUUGCACAGUUACAGAUAUUACUGGAAAAAUGUGCUGUUCGAAGAGCUGAAUAAAGAUAGAAAACACAUAAGUAUCCAAGAAUUAAGCCGUUUGACAAGUAUGACUGUCGAUGAUGUUAUUGCCACUCUCCAAAUCAACAAUAUGAUUGAGAAGGAUGAGAUCAAUGAUACAUACAAAAUUGUUGUGAAUAAAAGAAUUGUUGAAGCUCAUCUGCAAAAAGGCCUUGAAUUUAAAAUCGACGGAUGA